AUGGAGAACUUCGAGGUGCGAGCAAAGUCGUUCACUAUCAAGUGGGUCAAAGCUCCGGACAAUUCAGUUGUGAAAUGGGAACUAAAACCGUUGAAACGAUCUGUUAACUUUGGAAUUUACGAAUAUAACAAAGCAGACUUCCCAGCUGCUUCGACAGCUCCAAAUUCCUCUUCAACAACACUAUCAGAGAAUUUGAGCCUCGAUGAGGUUAACGAAGUCCCACACAAGAUGUUUGGGGUGCUGCAUCAGAAUCUACGCGAAUUUUUCGAGUCCCUUGCAUCUCAGACUCCAGACACUCCUUUAACUCCCAAUGGACCAUCGACGGGACCACUUCCAAGACAAGAUACGGCGAUAUCUACAAGCUCUGAGAAAAGAAAACGUUCAGAAAGCCUUUCGUCUCUCCACGAUUCUCGAACUCUCUUGGAAGAAAAGUUAGAUAAACACCUGGUAAAAAAAGAAUGGAUCGGAAGGUGUCAAGGAGACGAGCUUGUUACAGGAACAUUCGAGGUAGGAUCUGGGUCCCUUUUUGCAUUCAUCUUCGACAAUACUUUCAGCAGACACAAAGCGAAAACAAUUAUGUUUAAUCAAUACAUUGAAAUGAACGGACUAGUGUAUCAGGCAUCUGAAAAUCCACAGCUAUCGUCUUCCUACCAGCUGAAUCCCAUAAUCGAACAAAAGAGGGUGGACGAGAGGGAGGUGACAAGACGGCUUGAGACUGCCAGUGCGCCUGUUGGACAUACAAGCGGCGGAGUAGUCAAUGGAAAGGCUUCCGUUGUCUCUGCGCCCCUACAGAAUCAUGUGAAAUUCAGCGUCCCCGAAAAUGAGAUAGCCUCCAAGUCGAAGAACGUAUCACUCUUGAGGGUAAAAGGUGGACAGUACCUCCAGGGAUUUUUGCUCAAGAAGAAACGCAGACGGGGAGGAGCAAAAAGCUUUGCCAGAAGAUACUUCGUUCUCAAUUUCAAGUACGGAGUGCUGGACUACUACUUCAACGACGUCACGAAUCAUGUCCGUGGUAAUAUGUUCAUCAGAAACGUUGUCAUCUCAGCCGAUCCGAAGCAGUUAAUGAUGUUUCUAGAUUCUGGGAUUGAACAGUGGAUUUUGAAAGCAAUGAACCAGGAAGAUUUCAAGAUCUGGGUUCAGGCCUUCAACUUCAUCAAAAGGCAAAACAAGCUCAUACGGCAAAUGGACAUUCCGGAGCACGAUGCAUUCCUAUCGGCUCCUUCUCCCAUAGAGGCCCAGGAGGAUCACAACGGAGCUACUCUUGAUGAUGAAAUUCGGGUGGGGAGAACACUUUCAGUGAUAAAUCCUCAGUACAAGCUCGUUGAGCAAAAAAUUUCACAGAUUAAGGAGAUGGCGGAAAAUCUUCAAGCGCAGGCAAAGCAGCAGAGGAAAGUAAGCAUGGAUAGAAGAGGUUCAUUCUUCCGCAAGAAAAAUAAAAAAGAGCAGAGUGACGAUCAGCUGGACCAGGAAAGCAUAACUGGUUCGGCCACAGCCUCGUUGCACGGCGGAUCUCUAUAUGACAGCUUGGUUUCUGAAAUCAGAGAAUUGCAAAUUCAAUAUAUGUUGCUGGUCAACACGGAAACUAAUAGGGGAUUUAGUAGGCCUCCGCAAUCUCCAUCGAGAAGAACCCUUACAAGGACAAACACAGCUACCACCUCUGUAUUUUCCCAAGAAUUUUUUGAUGCGCAAGAAUACAUUGAUGAAAUGAACCGUUCUGUCUAUUUGGUCCACUCCACUGACGAGGACGAUAGCGAAUGCGAGAACAAAUACGACGAUGCCAGCAUGUCGAAUAUAUUUGACAAGCCGCCUUUUGGGCUCGCAAUGGAUAACAAUCUUUCGAACUCAACGUCUUCGUCGGAUGAAGACGACAGCGAUCAAAAAGAAACGGUGAUCAAAGCUGGAAGACGAUUUCCUGCUCGAGAGGACCUUUAUCCUUUGGAAUUAGGGAAGUCUGUGCAAUAUAGAAAGGAUAUAAAGGAGAGCUCCUGCGAUCCUCCGUCCUUGAUCGGGUUUUUGAGGAAAAACAUCGGAAAGGACUUGUCGUCCAUAUCGAUGCCAGUUUCAGCCAACGAGCCUCUCUCCUUCUUACAGAAGUACUCAGAAAGCUUUGAGUACACACAUCUGUUGACAGACGCAAUGAAAGCCGCGGACUGCGGCCAGAGGGUGCUACUGAUUGCGGCCUUUGCCGUGAGCUAUCUCUCCUCGUUGAGGGUCAAAAUCAGGAGCGUUAGAAAGCCAUUCAACCCACUUCUCGGUGAAACUUUUGAGCUUGUGAGAAAUGACUUGGGGAUCAGACUAAUUGCCGAGAAACUCGUUCAUAGACCAUUCAUAGUUGCUGCACAUGUGGAUUCAAAGGACUGGACCAUUGACCACGUCCUCUCGCCUCAACAGAAAUAUGGCGGAAAGUCUGCCGAAGUCUCCAUAAUUGGAGAGCUGACCUUGAGAUUUAGAAACGGCGAGAUUUACAAAUGGAGUCAGCCUACGACUCUUCUUAAGAACCUCAUCGCUGGCGAGAAGUACUCAGAACCUUGUGCGCCCGUUACUGUCAGUUGCAGUAGCGGCUAUAAAGCAAUUGUGAAUUUCAAGGCAUCUGGAAUGUUUUCCGGACGUUCUGAGGAGCUGACUAUCAAAGCCUACGAUAAUGCAGGCAAGAAGCUUCCAAAAGAAGUGGUUGGUACGUGGACACACAGUCUUAGAUACACAGAUACUGGCGAAUGCUUGUGGAGAGUUGGAAACUUGGUGCCAGAUUAUCAAAAAAAGUAUGGAUUCACCGAGUUCGCGGCCAGUCUUAACCAGAUUACCGAGAUAGACGAGGGCUGUGCACCGACAGACUCAAGACUGCGUCCAGACCAGCGCAAAUACGAGAACGGUGCUGUUGAUGAGGCAGAGAAGCUAAAGCAGCAUUUAGAGGAAGAACAGAGGAAGAGAAGAAAAAACACAGACGGGACAGACGCUGUGCAUGUACCGGCAUUUUUCAAGAAAACUGGCGAGGGCGAUUACGACUGGAGCUUCAUUGAAGGGGAGCACAGCUACUGGAAUCGCCGCAAGAGAAAUGAUUGGAACGGCCUUGUGAAGUUGUGGUAG
This is a messenger RNA of Ogataea haglerorum, 3084 nucleotides long. RefSeq lists its product as uncharacterized. The record is from RefSeq and is a predicted model, not a curated record. Gene Ontology annotation, biological process: endocytosis; exocytosis; piecemeal microautophagy of the nucleus. Bases 1 to 3084 code for a protein of 1027 amino acids. Gene Ontology annotation, cellular component: perinuclear endoplasmic reticulum; plasma membrane; intracellular membrane-bounded organelle. NCBI's taxonomy places the organism in Eukaryota, Fungi, Ascomycota, Pichiomycetes, Pichiales, Pichiaceae. Gene Ontology annotation, molecular function: sterol binding. The transcript has a single exon.